This is a messenger RNA of Seriola aureovittata, 2921 nucleotides long. RefSeq lists its product as uncharacterized. NCBI's taxonomy places the organism in Eukaryota, Metazoa, Chordata, Actinopteri, Carangiformes, Carangidae. The record is from RefSeq and is a predicted model, not a curated record. The transcript is spliced from 18 exons. Gene Ontology annotation, molecular function: protein binding; RNA binding; metal ion binding. Bases 149 to 2110 code for a protein of 653 amino acids.
ACGCUGCUCUUAUAAAAGCCUGUAAGGUUUGAAUCAGGGUAUAAAAACUCAAAACAUCAAACACGGAAAGGAGAAGGAAAUAGUCAUCGAUGUACAAUAACCAACACACCGAGCAACAAACCAACAGCUGACAAAUCACUUAAACAUCAUGUCAAGAAGGAAGGACAUUGUAAAAGGGGGUGCACCUAUACAGAGAAUUCGAGAAAACUCGAGACUAAUGCGCACCCACGAAACAAUGGUGGAUUAUAUAAAUGGACGUCAUCCUAAUGACUCCAUCAUGAAUGUCUUAACCUCUGGUUUAUUUGGUCUAGAUUUUAGAUCCUACGACCUGAAUGACGACAUCAUAUAUUCCGACGAGGACGAUGAUGAAGAUGAUGAUGAUUCUUUUUAUUCACACAUGGCUGCUCACAGGCCUUUAGAGCCACAUCCGCGAAUAACACAACUCACUGACGAGGAGGCUGAUAAACAUGCAAAGGAACUGAUAGCAGAAGAAGAGCGGCGUAAGGAGAAAACGGAGAAGAACAAGCGUAAAAAAAUGCGUAAAAAAGAGAAGAAACGACUAGAGAAGGAGAAUGCAUCAAAAGACAUUUUACCUGAGGAAGAACAAGGCAAGUCCGACUCCUCAGAAAAUAAGGAACAAAAUCCUAUUUUUGAAAGUAAUGCAGAAGGAAAUGAAUUUCCUGAAUGUGGUAAAACUCAAAAUGGACCUGCGGCUGCUGGAGGUGACGGAAGCGGUGGUAAUAAUAUAGGAGAAGAAAAUCUUGUGAAAAUGAAUAAGAAAGAAGACGAGGAGCAAAAGGAUUUGGAUUUAAAUAAUUCAUGUGCUUCUACUGCUAAAUCGGUGCCUGAGGAGACGUGUAACCAAAAGCCUGCAAAAGACAGAAAAAAGGAAAAAAGUAAAUUAUCUGAAACUCAGCUGCUCGAAGAGGAAAAACCAAAAAUUGUGGAAAAACCUGAAGUCCAAAAGAAUCAGGAGGAGAAACAUGAACCCAGUAAAGAGAAAACAGUAGAUCCAACUGCAGAGGAGUAUGCAAGAAGAAGCAGAGAGCUGGCUGCUACAGGAAAUCGUCUGGCUGCCUCUCGUCAGUAUGACAUGGCAGUGAAGUGCUUUACAGACGCAAUUAAAUUCAACCCAAAGGAAUUUAGGUUGUUUGGGAAUCGGUCCCUCUGUUAUGAAAGACUGCAGCAGUAUGAAAACGCUCUCAGGGAUGCUGAUCUAGCACUUUCCAUGGAGCCAAACUGGAUAAAAGGUUUAUUUAGGAAAGGGAAAGCUCUGUGCGGGCUCAAGAAAUACUAUGAGGCCUCGCUGAUCUAUAGGGAGGUGUUGAAUCUGGACAGUUCGAGCGCUGAAGCCACGCAAGAGCUCAAACGAGCGCAGACAUUGCACCUCAUGGAAAUGGGCUUCACCUGGCCACAGAGCACCGAGGCCUUGAGAGCUCACGCCACAUUAGAGGAAGCCGUUGAAGCUCUGUUUGCUGGCGACGGUAACCAGUGUCCUCCAGACGCCGGUGCCAGUUGGGACAACGCAGAACAACCAGUGGUGCAGGAAGAAGUUGAGGAUGAGGGAGAGUGGAUUGUCCUACAAGCGAGCCGUCCUCGAAUGCAGCAGGUCAGAGAUUUCGACGCUCUGGUCCACAGCCGAUCGAAAUCUCAGUCGCCAACCCCUCAUUCAAGGAAUUCUGUGAAACCGGAGCUUUUCUCCAUUUGGGUUGGAUCCUUGGCUCCUGCUGUCACCUACGCAAUACUUCACGAGCUCUUCAGCAGAGUCGGGGCAGUUUACAGCAUCAAGAUGCUGCUGGAACAUCAAUGUGCCUUUGUGAACUACACAAGAAAGGAAGACUGUGACAGAGCCAUUCAGUGUUUUAAUGGAAUGGUGGUAGAAGGGGCUCCACUAGCUGUAAGAUAUCCCAGUAGAGGCCACAAUGGCCUGGGCACGUACAAAUCAGCUGCCAACGACCCCUUUUCACGGCCUGGCCCAUACAAGAAGGAGUGCUUUUUCUGGAGGACCACGGGCUGCACGAGGUCGGAUUGCACUUUCAGACACGUUCCAGAGCACAAGAACAUCGACAAGGAUAAAUUCACCGGUCGACUGGGUCAUAUCAACAUGUAGGAAAUCAAAAAUGCCAAGAAAACGCUGAGGUUUGACACUGUGGUGGUGCCAACCCGGGCUGUUUAUAGUCGCCUCUGUUUUGCUCUUGGCUUUGGUUCUUGUGACGGUUCGACUGCAAAAAGAAAAAAGAAAACUUGUGUUUGACAUCCUGCUGCAGUUUCGAAAGUUUUUUCACUUUGACGGCCCACCACUGUUGCAUGAAAACAAAGGACACACCAAAAUGCAUCAAUGCUACUGUAUUAUAGUAAUAAUUCAUGUGCCUUUUUAUAGAUACAUUUAAUAUGUGCAUCAAGCUAUGAUUGUUCCUUUGCAAUUUUGUCAGGGAUUAUUUAUGAUCUGAUCUGUUUAAAGAUUGUGUUUAAAACUCUUGCUUUUUACUUUCAUUGCAUUUUAAAAAUAGAACGGACAGAUAUUUAACAGAUAACUUCUGAACAGAUAUAACAGAUAUUAACAGAUAUUUCUGUUGACUUUCAGUCACCACCAGGUGGCAGCAUCGCUUUUAUCCCUUAACUUUAGGGAAACAAACUGUUCUGCUUUAAUUUUAAAGGCUGUGAUUGAUGAGUAGUUAUGCUGUAGGCACAUUUAUUGUGCCAUGUUUAAUUUUUGAAUCUGUGAAUAAGACUGCUGGGUUUGUUUUGUGUGUUGGGUGACUAAUGGUUCAGCUGUGUGCGUUAUGUAUAAAUUUUGACUUGCCCAGUCUGGGAUCUGAUCUGUUUAAGUUGAGUGUCGUACAACAAGUGCCCUUUAGUAGCACAAUGGCUGCAGUUUUUAUCACGGAUGAGCCCAGAGGGAAUUAAAGCCUCAACUGUGA